Acanthoscelides obtectus is the source of this 5010-nucleotide messenger RNA. Lineage: Eukaryota; Metazoa; Arthropoda; Insecta; Coleoptera; Chrysomelidae. The record is from the annotation of a GenBank genome assembly.
CUAACAUUUGACAGUUAUCAAAACUCCGUAUAUAUGUUUUCAUGUUUUGUGAUCAAAACUACAUAAAUAUGCAGUGAAAUGUGUGAAAUUGGUCUUCAAUUUACCAAUAAUUAUUUGGUUUUAUUUUAUUUCUGGAAUGAAGCUAAGUUGAAAUUAUGUCAAAGUGGAUGAGGAAAAGCGAAAGUGAGAAUGAGGCUUCUAAUCACAUAGUAGUAACACACGAUUUGCAAGACUGCCUUGAUGAAAGCUUGGAUUUCAAUUUCAAUAAUAUCUAUGUUCCCUCCAACGAAAAACGUAACGAUCAAUUAGAUUCUGAUAAUCACUUUAUCGGCAAAAUAGAACAUGCUGAGGAAAAUGUGGGCAGGUUCAUCUGGCAAACUGUAUCUUUGGAUGAAAUAUACAUGCAAAUCAAUCCUAGUGCAACAAAUAAAAUUGAGUUUGAACCAGGGCUAGAACCAUCUCAUGCUAUUGUCACAGUAACAAGCACAGACCCCAAUACCAAAGAGACAACUAUAAAUAGGUUCCAUUGUGAAUAUGAUGGAUGUACAAGAACAUACAGCACUGUAGGAAAUCUGAGAACACAUAUGAAAACUCAUAAAGGGGAAUUCAGAUUUAAAUGUACAGAACCAGGAUGUGGAAAAGCUUUUUUAACCUCAUACAGUCUGAAAAUUCAUAUUCGUGUUCAUACCAAAGUAAAGCCAUUCCAAUGCAAUCAAGAUGGCUGCCAUAAAGCUUUCAAUACUCUGUACAGAUUAAGGGCACAUGAACGUCUGCACAACGGCAAAACCUUCAACUGCUAUGCUGAGGGUUGUACAAAAUUUUUUACUACUCUGAGUGACCUGAAAAAACACAUUCGGACUCACACAAGAGAGAAACCAUAUAAGUGUAAAGAAGCCGGUUGUGGAAAAGCAUUUACUGCAAGUCAUCACUUAAAAACUCACCAAAGAAUUCAUACUGGUGAGAAACCAUAUGCAUGCAAAGAGACAGUUGAAUGUCACCGAGCCUUUUCAACACCACACAGCCUGAAGUCUCACAUAAAGACCCAUCAAAAACACGAAAAGCUCACGGGUGAACCCAAAAGCAAAUCUGAGAAUGCUUCACAAACAGAUCGUCCAAGUCAAAUAGAGAUUGAAAAUAACCAACAGAACGAAAAUAUGUCUAAAGACAAUAUAGAUAUAGAGGAAUUGAGGAACUUUGACAAUGGUAAUCUCUCCUUCGAUUUUGAUGGAAAUUGCAAUUUCAACACAUACAUCAGAGACACAUUGGAUUGGGAUCAGAUAAAUAAAAGUUUUGAAUACACUGAAAAUGAGAAUGACGGUUUUCAGAAACAAAAUUCCAGUGACAGAAAGGAAGUACCUGAUAUACUAAAUACAAAUAUAGACAUUCAGGAAAUCAACUUUGAUAACUUGUACAAUAGUCUCACAUUUAGUGAUAAUAACGUUACUGACAUCAAUUUCUUAGAUCAAAACGGUACGGAUUCGUUGAAACUUCAAAUUGAGACAGAAGCAAAAGCAAAGUAUGCUGCAGUAAUAGAAGAGCAAUUUGAAACUGCAAAUAGAUUGAAGGAUUAUGCUACUGUAAAUACUGAGGAUGUACCAUUGCAAUUGUCAUACAACAUAGGAACUGAAAACGUGGAAGACGGCAAGGAUGGGGAAACGUUAAUUGAUAACACAAAACUGGAGUUGGAGGAAAAUUCGAUCAUAACAGAAUUUGAGAAUGCUGGAAUCAAUUUAUAUGACAUUGGAAACAACCUGUUUAAUACUGCUUAUGAUGGCAGUGAAAACGCCAAGGCUGAUACGCAGAAAAUCAAAAUUAUAAGCGUGGAUACCGUAAAGACAGCCAAUGAGACGAGUACACUUUCCAAUGAUUCAGUGAAUCUUGAUAAGCAACUAUACACACCGGAAGCUCUCCAGAUGUCGCUAGCUUGUGAUGAGGAGAUGUCUUCUGCGUGGAUAGAUGCAGUCAAUUAUGCCAGUGGCUCUAGUCAAAUUAACAUAUUUCAGGAAAGUGUCAACGAAAAUCCACUUGUUGCUGUUCCUACUACAAUUCAGACGUAUUUGAAUCUUCCUCCUGUUCAAAGCAAUGUGCCUGUUACUGAAACCAUGAGCAUCCCUAAUAAAACAAAUACUACAACUGAUGUGCUAAAGACAUUGAUCAGUGACAUUUGUUCUUGCGCGGAUUGCCACUGCGUUGAUAACAAUAACUGUCGAAGCUGUAUCAGCUACGAACACGGUUCGAAAAAUAAUUCGGAAACCCUGUUUAUAAACAAUGGAGCUGUUAUUUUUCCACAUGCAGAUAUUUCAACAGCUCCUCCAAUGACUGAGAGUUUUUCCUCCAGUUCGCAAGAGGAAACAAGUAUUGCUAGUCCUCACAGCAACUCAAGUCAGUGUCAACAGCAGGAUGCUCCAAAAACUAAAGAAUGCUGUAGUACUAAUGGGACGCAACCGGGUUCUACUGCUAAUGGACUUCUGGCUAGCUUGAGUCAGCUUUUGACAAAUAACACAAGUAAAUCUGGCUGUUUGGCUACGAACAGUGCCUCCAAAAUUGCGACACAGUCCAAUGGGCACUGUAACAAAAAGGGAGAUGAAUGUUGUGUUGUUGUAUGUUUAAAAACUAUGGACCAACUGAGACAGAUGCUGAAUCUAGCAACAAGUUGUAAUGGUUUUCAAAAUCUAUUGUUGGGUUGCGCGAAAAACGAUAUAUGCACUGUUCCUAAAUGAUUGAUAACCAGAAAUCACUUCAACCAAAGACUGCUGUUUCUCAAGAAUAGUAACACUAUUCGAAAAAAGCUUUUUUUCAGGAGAGGCAAUUUUAAUACUUUUUGAAGAACCAUUUCGGAUAACUGCAGAUAAAACUUAAUAAUUUGGAUUUAGCAAAAUUAUCAAUUAAGGUUUAUUGAUCUUUCAAUUUCUUUGAAUAAAAGAUCAGUAUGUUUUCAAAAAUAUCCCAUUUUAUUUUUUUUGCAACUUUACAAGAAUGUAUCAUUAUUGCUAAAAAAAUAAUGCAUUUAAAAAAAUAUAUGACAAUUCCUGGUUAAAUAACAAAAAGAAAAAAAUUAUUGUAGUAUUACAACAAAUGAUACACAACUAAUAACAUUUUAAAGGCUACGUGGAACUAACAAAUCAAAGGUAAGUAUAGAAAAAAAACAAGUACAAUACAAAAAUUGGUUACAAAUUAUUGUAAAAUCCCUCACAGUAUGAGGGUAUUAUAUUUUUUUUUACUAAAUUCAGUGAUGUGCUUUUCUUUUUCUCGGAAAUGGGAAUCUUACGUUUGUAUGCUUUAUUCAGAGUAACUCUCUUUUAGUUGCUUCGUUUUUCUUAGAUCUACUAUAAGAUCUUUUAUCUACCUCAACUUUACGAAAAUCGUUCUCAGCUUUUGUAGAAAAAUGUUCCAGAAUGUUGAGAUUCUACCCUCAUUAGUUUAACAUCGGAUAGUUUGAAUGACUCAUUUUCCGAAUUUUUAUGUAGGAAGAUAGUCACAAUGCACUUUAUGUCACUAUCCACAUAUGAAGUGGAUCUGCAAUUUUAACUAAUUUUUCUCGUUUUUUGAUAGUGUCACUAUUCUUCAGAAGCAGCGAUAUGUAGAAUAAGUUAUUUAUUGAAACAAAAUUCAUGAACAUCUGUAAAACCCUUAUUUGAGGUGUCCUUUUCUCAUUUUCUCAGAAUGCCAUUUUAUAUUCAAACACCAUAAACAAAAAGAAAGGUCAUAAUUAUUUGCUAAUUUGCAGAGUACAGUGUAUAUAAAUCUUUCAUUAGGAUUACAAAAGCAGCCAAAGAGUAGUUUUUUAAUGAAGUAAUGCAAUUCACAAAAUCAUUUCUACGUUCUGAAAAAGGACUUAAAAAUAACUUCUAAUUACCCCAAAAAUUCGGAGGCUAAGUGCUCAAAAUAUUCGAGAUUCAAACGCGAAGGUCGUCUUAUGAUAGUAACUUUGUGCAAAUUGCCAUUACAGUGGCUACCUACUUCAUGAUCGCUGAGUCAAGAGUGUUGAGGCACAAUAUCAUUUUCCAUUCAGUCAGAAAUAUUAAGCGAUAAUAAUUAUUUCAAUUGAAAUAGGCCGAUGCGAGAUUAGGUUCGGUACGUGUUUUUCCGCCGUGACUUUGCUAAAAGGGUCUAGCAAAAUCGAUAAUAACGAAGUGCCUUAGUUUUUCCAAGUAACCAAAUUUAAAUAUUAUGUAAUUGUCUAACAUAUUGGUGCUAUUUAGUGCAAUAAAUAGAAUAACAAGUAAAUAAGUUAUAGAGACUCUAUUCAUUCUUAAUUGCAUAUUUUAUUAUUUAUUAUAGUGCCAUAUCAUUAUUUUUGAUGAUGAUUUUACUCUUUACUUUUUAUGUUCCUAUUAUUUUUAUUUUAAAUAUUUUAUCUUAGAUAUUAUUUAUACAUAUUCAGUAAUGCUUUUAUAAUGUAUUUAUUUAUAAAAGAUACUUUUUCAGUCGGGGUAUUGCAAAAUUAUUUUGGAUAAACUUCGUUUACAGUCAUUGUCAGCAGGAGUAAUUCAAAAUCUAUUUCUAUAAACAUUCUUAGCUAUGCGAUUUACUCGAACUUGGAUACUAUCACAUCUAUUCUUGUGAGCUAAACAUAAUAUGCUAGAUGAUUUCGCAGUACCCUGUAUUUUACAUAUGCGAGAACAACUUGGAUGGUAAGAUGCAUCAAGAAGUUUUUAGCAUGAUGGCCCAGGACGUUCAUGUAUACAUCUACUCAAUUCUGCUGAACAGUGAUUUUAAAUAAUUUACAUGUUGUGUUUGUCCAUAUAAAAUAUCGGUUAUUUUUGUGCCACAGUCUUCCAUAAGAUGGACGAAAAAACUGCUUUAUUUUUAUAAUAAUAUAUACAUAGUUUUACAUUGUAUUUUUUGUAGCGAAAUGUUAUUGGCGAGACUUCAGUUGGAAGUCGAUUUGUGAGUCAUAAUGCUAAUUCAUGUUGUGCACUAUUGUGUGUUUUGCCAAUUUUUGCUAGUCAUUCAGGCCUUAUUUACUUUAGAACGAAUUAUUGAAUUGUUGCUUAAUUUUAAUAAAAG